UCUUUUUUUCUUCUUCUCUCUCUUUUUUUUCUUUUCUUUUUCUUUUGUGAUUUUGAUUUUGAUUUUGUCAAUUGUUUCCCCUAGAUGGGAAACUAUUUGUUGAACCAGUAGAGCCUAACUUAUCAAAUUUCUUAAGUAUUAAACCAGCAAAGUAUAGAUUUUCAGUCCAAUUGAAAAAGCAGAUUUCGUUUGUUCAGCAAUUAACUAACAAAACCGAUGAAUAUGUUGCUUUCAAUGUUCAAGGGACGAAUGGGAAUGGGAAAAUUUAUCGUGCUAAUCCAAAUAGAGGAAUUGUAUUACCUGGAACAACUUGCCACAUUGAAGUAAAUUUGACCGCAAAGGAAGCACCACGGGACAUGCAUUUCGAAGAUGCGCUGCUCUUACUGAGCUUUAUAGCACCAAAAGGUGCAACAAGGGAAGACAUUACACCUGAAAUGUUUGAGGAUGAAAGUGGGAAGGUUGAUGAGGAAUUCGAGUUGAGGGUGAUUUAUGUUCCAACAAAUCCACUCAUACCUGAAGGAUCUGAGGACGGAUCUUCUCAUAGGGCAUACGGUGUGGGGAAUGGGAAUCUAGGAACUUGUUUGCUUGAUGCUCUUUAUUCUCUGCUACCUAAAAGUUCUUGGGGAGGAUCUUCUGCUAGGGCAUCUGGUGUGGAGAAUGAGAAUCAAAAAUAUAAUGUGCUUGAUCCUGUUACUGGCGAUGGUGUCCGGCAACAGAAUCUUCAGAAGCGUUCGAAACGGCUUAAAAAUAUUUGAGCAAAUCAACUCCUAUUUUGGGAGCACAUCGUUUGGAAGAAGAAGAGGGCCACGCUGAAGGAAGUGAUUAAUUUUUAAUUAAACCAUACAAUAUAUAAUUUCUGAGUUUUUUUUGGUACCAGGGGAAGAUUUGUGUGAAAGAAUUAGGUGAUGAGAUGGUAGAUGUGGUAUGAUAGAAUAGAGCCCUGGUGAAAGUUCGCUUCAACUGAAAAGGAAGAUGUAGGCACUGCAUGGGAUGGAAAUAUUUUUGCAAGUAAAAACAUAACACCCAAAGGAAAGCAUUGAGAAUUGGAAUUAGCUCUUCUAGUUGACAACCUUCACCACCUCUGUAUAAGUAGUUCUUUUGAAAGUACCAGUGAGAAACAUAAAUGAUAGCAUAA
Molecule: messenger RNA, 1135 nt
Organism: Papaver somniferum (opium poppy)
Lineage: Eukaryota; Viridiplantae; Streptophyta; Magnoliopsida; Ranunculales; Papaveraceae
Product: vesicle-associated protein 1-1-like
Exons: 8
Coding region: 357-755 (132 amino acids)
Source: RefSeq, a predicted model, not a curated record